Messenger RNA from Rubroshorea leprosula, 2330 nucleotides. The record is from the annotation of a GenBank genome assembly. NCBI's taxonomy places the organism in Eukaryota, Viridiplantae, Streptophyta, Magnoliopsida, Malvales, Dipterocarpaceae.
ACGAUUGAAAGUACAAACGAGACCGUGAUCGUCUCAGGUGAUGACUAUAAGCUCAGAGUUGGUGAGAGUUAAUUGACUCUUGACCUACGCAGCGGACUUUAAGCCUCUUGGAUCCUGAAUUCGGUUUCAGAUCUGGCAUUUCCAUGGCGAAGAAGACAUCUUCUUCCUCGCAUAGCGGUAGAGGGGGAUGGAGAUACCUCCACCCCAUGUAUUACCUCAAAAGGCCCAAACGCCUUGCAUUCGUUAUCUUCGCCUUCGUCGCCGUCACCUGCAUCUUCUGGGACCGCCAAACUCUCUCCAGAGACCACGAGGCAAAAGUUUCGAGAUUAAAGGAAGAACUGACCAGCUUACAAAAUGAGCUAGAAGAAUUGAAGGGUAAUCUAAAGGGUUCUGGUGUAGACUUUAAGAAUAAAAAGGGUUCCAAAGAGAAGAUUGUUCAGGAUGAUCCUGUCAGCAUUGAACGAAGGGAGCAAGUGAAAGAUGCUAUGCUUCAUGCGUGGACUUCCUAUGAGAAGUAUGCUUGGGGGAAGGAUGAACUUCAGCCACAAACGAAGGAUGGUGUUGAUAACUUUGGUGGCCUUGGAGCAACUCUAAUAGAUUCUCUUGAUACCUUAUUUAUAAUGGGCCUUCAGGAGCAGUUCCAAAGAGCUAGAGAGUGGGUUGCAAAUUCAUUGGAUUUCGACAAGGAUUAUGAGGCUAGUGUUUUUGAGACAACCAUAAGAGUUUUAGGUGGCCUUCUUAGUGCAUAUGAUCUCUCUGGAGACAAUGUUUUCCUUGAAAAGGCUAGAGACAUUGCAGAUAGGUUGCUGCCUGCAUGGAAUACACCAUCUGGGAUUCCGUAUAACAAGAUUAACCUGAGAACUGGGAAUGCACAUAGCAGUGGGUGGACAGGAGGAAACAGUAUUCUGGCAGAUUCUGGAACAGAGCAGCUUGAAUUUAUUGGUCUAUCUCAAAGGACAAAAGAUCCAAAGUACCAGCAGAAGGUGGAGAAUGUCAUCAAAGAACUGCAUAAAACCUUUCCUGAUGAUGGGUUGCUCCCUAUAUACAUUAAUCCUCACACUGGAAAACCAUCAUACUCAACAAUAACAUUUGGAGCCAUGGGUGAUAGCUUUUAUGAGUACCUACUCAAGGCAUGGAUACAAGGGAACAAAACAGAAGCUGUAAAGCUUUACAGGGAAAUGUGGGAGACAUCAAUGAAAGGUUUGCAGAGCUUGAUUCGAAGAACAAAACCAUCCUCUUUUGCUUACAUAUGUGAGAAGGAAGGAGAUUCACUGACUGAUAAGAUGGAUGAAUUAGCAUGCUUUGCUCCUGGAAUGUUGGCUUUAGGAUCCUCUGGUUACGGGCCCACAGAAGCUGAAAAGUUUCUAUCUCUUGCAGAAGAGCUUGCAUGGACUUGCUAUAAUUUUUAUCAGUCAACACCUACGAAGUUAGCUGGAGAGAACUAUUUCUUUUAUUCGGGACAGGAUAUGAGUGUCGGUACUUCUUGGAAUAUUUUGAGGCCAGAGACAGUUGAGUCACUCUUUUACCUAUGGCGUCUCACCGGCAACAAGACAUACCAGGAAUGGGGUUGGAAUAUCUUCCAAGCAUUUGAGAGGAACUCCCGCAUAGAGACAGGAUAUGUUGGACUUAAAGAUGUUAAUUCAGGUGCCAAAGACAAUAUGAUGCAAAGCUUCUUUCUUGCGGAGACACUCAAGUAUCUGUACCUCCUUUUUUCACCUCCGUCUGUUAUCUCUCUGGAUGAAUGGGUGUUUAAUACAGAAGCUCAUCCUUUAAAAAUUGUCACUCGAGGUCCUGAUGAAGAGAUGCCUCAGGUUGAUAAACGGAAAUCAGCGAUUCGGGUCCGUGGUAGGAAAGUGGGUCGUGAUUAUUAGCCCACCGUGCCUGAGAACCAUUCUUCAAAGGUAUUAGUCAACACCUCUUUUCUCCUAUACCCAAGGUAUUCAUGUCUGACCCGUAACUUUUAUUAUUUAGUCCCGCUCCUCAACUCAUUGGUCUUGUGAGAAAGGAAGAAUGUCAAAUGGAUAGUUGUUGUGAAGUUUGUUUUCAAUGUCAUUGCUAUCUAGCAAUGUACUGUUGAUUAGUGAUUGCAGUUACUGAAUCUUGAGUAAUUGAGCUAAUAUGCAAGAUGCAUACAGAACAGAGCUUUGCAGCAAUUGGACCACAACCCGAAAAGGAAAUAGCCGGAUUUCUGAUUGUAAAACCAAUAUAUAGUUUUAUACUCAAGUUAGAGAUUAGAGAACUGAAUAAUGUGAUACUUGUGUGACCGGAUUUUUGAGGUUAAAAUUUUGUGUUUCUGUUAGCAGGUACUUUCGGUAAUUGGUUGAAUUUAG